UUGAGCAUUAGCGAAGGGAAGAGAGAGAAAGAGAUGUCACUGGCUGCUCAUCUUCUGCCAUGGGGUGUUGACUUCAGCACUAGCUGGAUAGCCCUGCUGGUGAUAAAUAAUGUCACAAGUCCUAUGCAAGAUGAUGGAUGGAACAGUCCUCAUCAAGAAAAAAAAUAUUGUGCGGGAGCAUUUGUUGGUGGAUCGUGGUUUCUCACUUCGGCUAGUUGCUUGCAGCCCCUGCCUGAACCUCACCAGGUGACUGUAAUGACUGGCUGGGGAGAUUUCAAGUGUUCGCAACACCAACUAUGGGAAUUUCAGUCGAUUGGAUUUGAAAUCGAUCUGCACCCUGGUAACAGUGACAGUUCUUUUGUCGAUUUGGCAAUGGUGCGAACACGCAGGACUGUGUUCCAUGUGCCAGAAGUCGAGCUCAACACAUUUCCUCACAUCUUGACAGACUCCGGGUGCCGAUUACUAUCGUUUGAGGGAAAACAUCCUCAAGCUGAAGACGAGUAUAUCAAAGCUGGUUUUGUGUCAGUGAAUCCUACGGUCAAAAGUCAGAUAUGA
Messenger RNA from Nilaparvata lugens (brown planthopper), 555 nucleotides. RefSeq lists its product as uncharacterized. The record is from RefSeq and is a predicted model, not a curated record. The coding region runs from base 34 to 555 and encodes 173 amino acids. The transcript is spliced from 2 exons. NCBI's taxonomy places the organism in Eukaryota, Metazoa, Arthropoda, Insecta, Hemiptera, Delphacidae.